CACGCGUACCGUAAGGAAGACCUGUGUGACUCUUGAAAACUGGUUACUCGCAGAGAUAGAGAGAGAGAGAGACGCACUCACCUAACGAGAGAAGGAAGGAAGGAGCAGGACUCCUAAACACACACACCUUCGCAUUUUUAUCACACCUCAGUGCAACGAAAUCCAGGAUGAAGAGCAGUCGAGUCGUCUUCCUCCUGACGCUCGGUGUCGUCGCCUGGGCAGUCGCGUCCGAAGCCUCGCCCCUCGACUACAAACACAUCUACGACGACGACGAUUACGUCGCCGAGGAGGAGGAAGGGGAGGAGGUGGACGGGGAAGAACAGCCCCCUGAAGAAGGAGAGCUCGGCAGCAGCCCUCUGCAAGAGCAGCCCCUCGCCCCUCCCGAACAGUCCCCGCCGUUGCCCUUCAAGGAAGAAGAAGAAUAUUACGGGGAAGAGGGCGAAGAAGAGUAUAGAGACCGAGAGUUCGGACGAAGUGUUUACGAUAAGGUCACGCCCCCUACUAGACCUUCCCCUACCCAUGACCCACUGGACGAUGCCAGAAGCAUGGCAGUCCUGACCAUCAUGGAAAGAAUUCUUGUGGCCCUGGGACCCAGUUUUGUGGAGACGCUGCCAAAGGCUCCCACCAACAGCACGCUCGCUACGGUGCCCACGCCCAUCAACAUCACAGCAGAGCCCUGCCCCUACGUUUACAAGAGAUGUUCAUCGCAGACCUCGUUCCCCUCCUGUGACAUCCCCCACAACACAGACCCAGAGGUCUGGGCUGAGCGCUUCAACCUGUACUUCAACCUCUCCACCGAUUUCGACAAGAUGGACAUCAUCAACGCCACCCUCCGUCUAUACAAGAACAACUCCAUCCCGCUGCUUCACCCGAAGCCUCUGCUCGUCAAAGCUUACGCCUACACCCGAAGCCUCACGAGGAAGCGAUCAAGGACAAUGCUUGUGGCCGAAAACUCAGUCUCCAGUGAUUACACUGGUUGGGUCACCUUGUCCAUGGACAAGAUUGUCAGGCGUUGGAAGAAGGGCCGCAACAACCACGGCCUCCUGAUCACGGUCACUGACGCCCAUACUGUCCCAUGGGACGCUUCCGACAUCUUCAUCAUCAUGAGCUGCUCCUCCGGUAAUAACAAAAACAGUCUGGUUCCUCUGCCUUUUGAAGUGCAAACUGACGAAGUAGGCCAGCGUUAUCCAGCUCUGAAUAUCCGUCAGGGGAGUCCAAACGAUGAUUUCCCUUUAACCACUGUCAGUCGACCUCCUUCAAGCCCAAGACCUCCUGUCCCAACUGAGCCACACAUACAGUCAGAUGACCCAGAUGUGUAUGAUGAUGAGUACGAUUUUUCACAGAUGCCAUCCCACAGGCAGUCUUCUAGUGGAAGCCAUCCAGGUAUGGGCCACGUUGAAAGAGACCAUCUUACUAAAAUGCAUGGCAGCCAUCCUCGUGCAACUGGGUUUCACAGAGAUAGUCCUCCCAGUGGCUUCUCAUUUGAUUCAGAUGUAACACAUGGAGAUUCUCUUCCAGUUUCUGGGCAUGGCACACGAAGUGGCCACAAGCACUCUUCUAGAGUUACUCAUGGGACGCCUCGACGGGAUAUGUCUGAUGGCCCAGCCUUCGCUCGCGCAGCUGCAACUAGUCACCAUGACGGCAGCCCUCACCACAGUAGUAGUAGUGUUUCACAUCACCAGAAUCCAGAUCAUUCCCAGAAGGCUUCUGUAGAACAUCACAUUGAAUCCAGACACCAGAUCACUCCAGCUCCUCUGGAGGAUACCCUUCACACCCAGUACUCGGAGGAGCAGUUCCUUCUUGGUGAGCCAGUAACCCACACCACGACAGAGUCGAGCCGUCCUCAUCGCCAGCGAGAUUCUGGGUCCACUAAAGAAUACCGCCACCGCAGGAAACACAAUCACCAGCGGCAUGGCAGCUCGACUGCAACACUAUGAAGUAACUCUUCAUUCAGGCAUAAACCCUCAGGAUGCCAGGACUGCUUGAUAUUGGGGAAGUAAUGCCCCACCUUUAUCAUGUGCUUCCUGAGUCUUAAUUCUGUAAAUACUACAGCUGAUGCUCUAGUUCCUUGUCCGCUUUAUUUAUGAUUGUGAUUGUGCAACCCUAACGUGAGGUAUCAGAUCCUAUUGUAUUUUCUGUGUUUAUGAAUGCCACAAGUCCGGUAAGAAAAAUAUUUUAUUUCUUAAUACUUUCGUGCAUGUGUGUGUAUGUAUGUGUGUAUGUAAAAAGACGAGUCAUAGUGUUGUGUAAACAGUUAGAGAAAAUUGGUAAUUGUUUUUAUAAAGUUGUAUGUCUUCGUACACUUACAGAACGCUGAAGAUUUUCAGAAUGCUGCAUUCAACCAGUGAUCUCCACUGGGGGAAAAUGUCUAUACUGGUUUGUUAAAGUCAGCUGAGAGUAACUGAAUUAACAAGUGCCAUACUGUAAGUCAUCUAAUUAUGACUGAGGGUUUAUUAGACAUGCUAUGGCCAGCUGCCAGUAAGUUUCCUAUGAUGGUUGAGGCUCUUGAUGCUUCCUUAUUUAGUUCAUGUGACUUUGUCCCAGAGCGAAUCGUGCAGGUAACAAUAGCAUAUUCUCUGCGCCAAGCUUUUGCCAGUUUUCCAUCAUACUGUGUGCUAGCUUUUAGGAUGGGUUAGAUGUGUAUAGAUGUAAAUAUAAAUCUACUGAUGAUUAUUUCCAGAGGCUUGAAAGGUGCUAUGAUUAAGGGACAACUGCCAUGUGAGCUGAGUGGAGGAUGGUCACACUGACUGAAGUGGUCCCAAGUUCUGUCAGAAAUUGUGUCGAAGUGGCACCGUUGUCCACUCAGCUUCAACAUGUUCUUGACGCCAUCCACUUACCUGUUAAUAUUUUUAUUACAUUAAGUUAGUAGAGAGCAUUAAAAAAAUUAGGCAUAUAAUUCAUAUUAGACCUAAGUUGCAGAAUGAUUAUGUAUAUAUAUUAUUAAGCAUUUUUACAUGACCAGGGUAGAAAUUAGUUCACUAUGUUUAAACGGGUAUUACAGUCAGUUAAUUGCCAAUACAAAAGUACCUGCUUUGUGUUUUCCAAGUUGUAAGACGCACCCGCCAUUUUCCAAUUCCCCGCGUGACCGCCUCGGUCACAGAUGGCGCCACUGCAUUUACUUUUGUUAGAACGACACUGAUGUUGGAUCAUGUUUUGUUUCUUUGGUUCAUUUUGGUUCUCUUUCUGUAGGAUUUCGUAUUGCUCCAAUUGCCAGUUCAGCAAUAGCACUGAUUGCUUGUAAAGUUAACCGAUCUUGCUGUUUUCAGCACCUGUACUGAACGUGAACUGCUGAUUUCCAGAGGUGUCUCGCAUCUCGUUAGUUCCACUGUCAGUUGGGAGUGGCACACUAAAAAGAAAGUCCUUAUUUAUGAGGCAGACUCUGACGUCGUCACUGCUAGAGUAAGAAAACUGUCUCGUGCAAAAUUGGUCUGUGAAAUCAGUUACAUUUGUUGUUAGUCUGGUGUUUACAGUGGAAAUAAUUGUGGGUUCUCCAUGAUUCACUCGGCGUAUCACUGCUGUUGACGAUUACCUCAAGACGAAUGAGCUGGAACCUCCUUUAAUAUAACUGAAUGUUCACAUGGUGCUUCACUUGGUUAGGUUAUAAAAUUGGGUUCGGAGGACCUGUCGUUACACUGCCUCACAGUCUCGCGCCCGUCAGGCCACGUACAUAUAUACCUGAAUGCUCCACCUAGAUGGAGUUUAUCCUGUUCAAUCAAGUACUUAAAUAGUUUGCUCUGUAAAACUUUUCAGUGUAAGUUAUUCUUUUUGAAGUGUUUCUGCUACCUAGAAGUAAUACUUGAGUUUGCAAUAUCUGUAUGACAGGGCUUGCGUUCAUUUUUUUUUUUUUUUCAAGAGUACCCGCUAACUUCAGAUUUUUGUUGUCUUCUGUACCCACUGUUUAUUUUGGGAUAUCGUUAUUCCACCAGCCUCAGCAAUGUCGUCAUUUCCAACGAGAAAUCAUCUCCCUUUCUUGGGGAACUGCCAAGCUGCCAGAGAGAAAGAGAGGGAGGGCGAAAGAGGCUUUGCUCUACACUGAUACUAUUAUAUGCGCUAGGUAGGACUGUGUUGGAGAAAGGGGUACUGUCCUAGAAUGUGUUGAUGUCCUGUGAAGUCUUAGUGUUAAUGUAUAUUCAUUCUGCAUUUUUGCACAAUAUGAGAAUAAUGAUAAUAAUAAUAGUAAUAAUAAUAAAAGGGAGCGUGUUCUGAACGUAAAGAGAAUUACUGUAAACGAUUUCCUGAAGCAGAAACGUGGUUUUUAUCAUUUUUUUUUUCUUAAGUCAUUGGAGGCUGAAGUUACUGGACUCUUUGUGUUGUUAUUAAGGCUAAUAAUGAUGUACAAAUCAACAAAUAGAAGCUAGUAAUUGGGUUUCCUUUUCGAGUCAGCAAACGUGAAAUGAUGAUAUACGCAAAAUAAAAAAAGUAACAAAAAAGAUGUAAACAUAAAAUGUGAUAUAUAGGCUUAUGUGAGACUCCUUAAAAAAAUGAAAAAAAAAAGAAUGAAAAAUAAAGAGGUCUUUCAUAUAAGUACCCUUGACAUAUAAGUAUGAAUAGAUUCAGCAGCAAAGGAGCAGAUGGCUUACCAUUAUCACCUCUUAAUGUUAAUAUUGAUAUACUCUGUUAUUUUAAUGCUUACAACAGGCAUAUAUUUAUUACUCUGUUUUACAAAACAUCACCUUUUUAUAUACUACUGUUGCCGUUCGACUGGAUGAUUCCUGUUCUUCUUCUUCCCAUCUUUCCGCAGUCCUAUAGAUGUGUAUUGUAAAACUGUGUAUAUAGUAAUGUUGUUCGGGGUGUAAAUAUACAAUAGAUUUAUUUUAUUUCAUUAAACUAAUUUUCUAGCUACCGAUACAA
This is a messenger RNA of Macrobrachium nipponense, 4851 nucleotides long. RefSeq lists its product as uncharacterized. Bases 168 to 1937 code for a protein of 589 amino acids. The transcript has 5 exons. The record is from RefSeq and is a predicted model, not a curated record. NCBI's taxonomy places the organism in Eukaryota, Metazoa, Arthropoda, Malacostraca, Decapoda, Palaemonidae.